Molecule: messenger RNA, 2666 nt
Organism: Hydractinia symbiolongicarpus
Lineage: Eukaryota; Metazoa; Cnidaria; Hydrozoa; Anthoathecata; Hydractiniidae
Product: myocyte-specific enhancer factor 2C-like
Exons: 11
Coding region: 382-1665 (427 amino acids)
Biological process (GO): cell differentiation; positive regulation of transcription by RNA polymerase II
Molecular function (GO): RNA polymerase II cis-regulatory region sequence-specific DNA binding; protein dimerization activity; DNA-binding transcription factor activity, RNA polymerase II-specific
Source: RefSeq, a predicted model, not a curated record
UUGUAAAAUUGAAUAGAAAGUUUCUUGAAAUAAAACAGUGCCAGAAAUAGCUUUAAAACAACUUGCGAAUUGAGAGCAGCUUUGGGCGUACAUGACUGAAGCAAGGUUAAAGAAAUAGAUCAAGAACGAGCAAAGAUAAUUUUAAAGACUAAAAGUGAAGGGAAAGCACAGAUUUUAUAGCCGCAACGCAGUAUUUUUAUUGUUAUCAAAAUAGAAAGCAAAAUAAACAUUAAUUAUUUUAAAAGAAAGAUGGUGCAACAACUGCGCCUCUUUUUCUGAGGUUCUGACGUCAAACUGGCUUCUGCGUCAGGCAAGGAAGAAAUAAAGACUCCGCGAGUCCCAAACUCUUUAAAUUUACAAAAUCACAGCGAGCCUUCAAAAAUGGGUCGAAAGAAAAUACAAAUUUCACGUAUCAAUGAUGAACGAAAUAGACAGGUGACGUUCACAAAACGAAAAUUUGGACUAAUGAAGAAAGCAUAUGAACUAAGCAUUUUAUGUGACUGUGAAAUAGCUCUUAUUAUAUUCAAUUCUGGCAAUAAACUGUUUCAAUAUGCCAGCACAGAUAUGGACAAAAUAUUACUGAAAUAUACAGAAUACAAUGAGCCACAUGAAAGCCGCACAAACGCUGAUAUUCACGAGACAAUAUCAAGAAAAGAAAAUAAGCAAUGUGGUUCACCCGAGGACGGUGAUGCAGCCAGUUUUGUUUUGACACCUCGUACAGAAAUGAAAUAUCAAAAAAUAAAUGAAGAAUUUGAGAUGAUGAUGAAGAAAACGAAUGGUAGUGGUACUGAAUCUCCCUCGAUUCCAGCACUAUAUGGUUCACAAGAGCAGAGGUAUAGCCAGCAACAGCAAAAUAUGAUGCGGAUGCCUAAUAUGGGUCCGCAGGGAUAUCAACAAAUGCCUUCAAUAACACAUCCUUUGCCAUCCCCCAGAGAAGAUUCAAAUACUGGAAAAGAUCCCCGUUCUAACACACCACUGCAAAGAGAUGGAAGGUUGUCUAUAAGCCCACAUCCUUCUCUCCAUCAUGCUUUGAGUCCUCCUCCACAGUCCUUGCCACUACCGUCAAGAAGUCCUCACACAAUGAACCAACAAAUGACACAAAAUGGUAAUUUAGUGCAAUCAAGAGGUGGUACUCCAAUAUUAAAAACUGGGAUGCAAAAUUCAAGAGCUCAACAAAAUCAAACUCCGAAUCAAAUUAUGCACGUCAAUGCAGACUCGUCUCUGUCAACUCCAAUAGUGUCACUAGCUACUCCAUCCUUUCCUGGAAUACCUUCAAAUUUUCCUUCAGCUCUUCCGUCUAGUUACUCAGGUUAUGGUGAAAUGGACAGCAGCCAAGUGCAGUACCAUGGAUCAACAAUAAAUAACAAUCAUCCUGGCUCGACUUCUUUGACUAUGUCUCAUCACCAACAGGACAUGGGAAAUUCUUUGCAACGUUCUCAUCCGAACAUGGCAGGAAACAAACAUGGUGUCAACAUUAAGGUGGAACCUCCUGAUCACCUUCGUGUGACGUCACCAUCAAUGCAUGCUUUUUCACACCCAAGUCAAUAUAGUUCACAAAGACAUAAAGAACUAAUGGACCAAAGUAAUAUGAUACCGGGAGGAGGCGGUGGUGGCCCCAUGUCUAAGAGGCCACGUAUAGAUGGGCGCACUGAUGGAUGGCAAUGACAAAACGCCCAACAGCCUGCACGUGUCUGUAAAUGAGCUGGGCGGUUUGUGAUUACAGUCAUAAAUACAGCAGUUAAUUCGAAACAAAGUUUUGAUGAAAAGGAACACGUUAGCCUCAUUUUUAUUAUUUUUUUUAAACAAAAAAAGAAACCGUAGAAAAGUACCUGUCCAUAUCACAAGAUACGUUCUUAAAAUACAAAAGAUCAGGACUUGUGAAGUGUGAUGCAGGCGUAAUUUUGUUUUGAUAAAUGAUUGACAUCAAAAUUUAAAACAAUCACAAUAUUGCUCCGGUGUAUAACUAUAAUUCUAUUAAUCACGAAUUCAAAUUUUAGAAAUAUAUAUUAAAACUCAAGUACAUAAUGUAAAUAUAGACUUAAAAUUAUUAAGUGCCUGUUUACACGUGAUAAUAACUUGACAUUUUUUGUACAUUAAUAUUUCUACCAGUUAGUUAUGUAAAUGGCCAGCCUCGUUUUUGGAUUUAUAUUUUCCCGGUUCCCUUCGAAUCAAAACGAGGUUGACGAAACUGGUACACACUACCUACGCUUUAUUAUUCAAAGCGUCUGGAUUUAAGGUCUUGAUAAAUACAACAAACAUUUUAUGGUUCCGUGCUUAUGUUCCCUUUUUUUUAUUCUUCAGAGACAGCUUAGCUUGUCCACCAUUUUGAGAAAAAGCUCUAACAAACUUUAUGAUAGAUGUGCUUUAAAACUAAAAAAAGAUCUUUUAGUCAGUGUGACUACGUCUUAUUUGUUCGUAGCUAAAUUUUAAGUUGUUUUAGAAAUGAUACAAUGAGAUUUUUUCUUCUGUGGUUAAAGUAUAUCACUGGUUCCGUUCCCUUCCGAAAUUCUAAGUUAAGUUUUUUUACCAAUAUUUUUUGUAAUUAUUAUUAGCGCGAAUUAUUAUAUACUUAGGACCAAAUUAUAUGUAUAUAGCCUUUAUGAAAACUAUGUUGACAGUUUUUUUUAUUUGUAUUGAGUCGUGUUCGGGAAGAUUUCUUAAUCCUU